AUGGGCGGUCGAAGGGAUCAACCUCUUGCCAUUGACAAACUUUUCGGUUGCCACAAUGGACCUUCGAUCACUACGGUGGAGCUGGCCAAGCGGUACGGCUACACGUUGGAAACCCACACGUUCGUGACGUCGGACGGCUACGAGUUGGUGCUGCACCACGUGGUGGCCAGCAAGAACGGCACCCGCGGAGGCAUUCCCGUCGUGUUCGGCCACGGGCUGGCCUCCAGCGACGAGCAGUGGUACUUCCGACCCGACGGACUCGUCUUGAUGCUGGCUGAUCGUGGCUACGAUCUCUGGACGUUCAACUACCGCGGCAGCUUUUACUGCCGGAAGCACCAAACGUUGACCACAAAGGACCAUGAUUUCUGGGACUUCAGCUGGCACGAGAACGGCGUGGUCGACCAGGCCGAGAGCAUUGACUACGUGCUGCGGGCGACGGGCCGCCCCAAGGUGGUGGCGGUGGGGCACUCCAUGAGCUGCACCGCCCUGGCCGUGCUGCUGGCGGCCAGGCCCGAGUACAACGACAAGAUCAUGGGGCAGGUGCUGCUGGCGCCGCAGGUCUACAGCAAGCACGCCACCGGCUUCGUGGCCUACGUCAGCCGCUUCAUCACCAUCGUCCCCGGUGGAGAGGCAGGUUUCUCCACGUAUGUCGAAAACGACCUGUUCGCCGGCUUCGAUAAGCCCUUCCCCCAGGCCUGCUUCCCCUACGACGACCCGAAUCCCAGGAUACUGCCGUACUGUCGGAGCUUGAUCGAGUUCGUCAUGGGCAAGUUUCACGAGCCUAUCGACAACAAAAACAUGCAGUUGAUCAUGCACCAUUACCCUGCUGGCUCCUCUAUCAGACAAAUGCAGCACUACGCGCAGGGUGUGAACUCAGGAAAAUUUGCGCAAUACGACUACGGGAAGGACAGGAACCUGGACCUGUAUGGACAAGAGACGCCGCCAGAGUACAACUUGACGAACAUCAGGACCCCCACUUACAUAAUAUACGCGGUGGGAGACGGCUCUGUAAACUGGAAAGACGCGGAGGCCUUCGCCAAAGCCCUGAACCCAGGGGUCCUCCAGAGACUUCACAGGUUGCCUCCAAAGGAGUUCUGCCACAUUGACUAUGUCAUCGCUCACGACGCAGGGGAGCUCGUGUACAAGCACGUCUUCGAGUACAUCGACGAAAUCAAACAGAUGGUGGUGGAACAAGACUGAUUUUUGGCCCGUCCCGUUUAUUUUUUGUAAAAAAAUGACGGAGGGACG
This is a messenger RNA of Thrips palmi, 1248 nucleotides long. Its product is annotated as lipase 1-like. The record is from RefSeq and is a predicted model, not a curated record. Lineage: Eukaryota; Metazoa; Arthropoda; Insecta; Thysanoptera; Thripidae. The transcript has 8 exons. Bases 1 to 1200 code for a protein of 399 amino acids. Gene Ontology annotation, molecular function: hydrolase activity, acting on ester bonds.